Molecule: messenger RNA, 1923 nt
Organism: Aspergillus nomiae NRRL 13137
Lineage: Eukaryota; Fungi; Ascomycota; Eurotiomycetes; Eurotiales; Aspergillaceae
Exons: 6
Coding region: 1-1923 (640 amino acids)
Biological process (GO): regulation of transcription by RNA polymerase II
Molecular function (GO): DNA-binding transcription activator activity, RNA polymerase II-specific
Source: RefSeq, a predicted model, not a curated record
AUGAACUGCACUCAGCUAUUGAUCUACAGCUCUUAUCCGAGCUCUCUUGAAUCUGACAGCGAAUCUGCUAUGGAAACGCAAUCUACGUUGACCUUGGGUUGCUCCACGUUUCUCCCCGGAUUCGACUCGGUGUUCGUUUUCGCUAUCGUAUUACUUCAAUACGCCACACCUCGAACAGAUACUGCUCGCGAUCCCCAUAUCUGGGCCUACAGAGAUCUUAUUUCGGUUUUAACGAAUAACGAAGACCUCGGUGCAUCGCUGAUACUCCAGACGGAACAUGCCGCCCCGGAGAUCACACAAGAAGUCUCGCAACGGCUGCGACCAAUGCAAAAGACGGAGAGUGAAGGCGAGUACCCCGAUUUGACAGCGGCAUUGCCGUGCGAUGAAGCCGAUCCAUGUUUAAAUUGUACCCGUCGCAGUCUUUCGUGCAGCUAUCAGCAUCGAAUCGGUACCCCACAGCCUGAACCCAAGACGAAACAUGCUGAACGACUCGUUGCAUGCACCCCAGCUCCCGGCACAUCUCUUGCCAAGAUAUCUGCACGGACCGAUGCCGCCUUAAGCGUCUUUCAGCGCAAUUUAACAGAUACCGCAUACUUCGGGCGCGAGUGGAACGGUCAAGACCCCGAAUUGAUGCACCAUUACUGCACCUCCACAUGUACCACCUUAUCAGAUCGAGAAGAUAUCCACCACGUGUGGAGAAUCGAGGUUCCGAAAAUCGCUUAUUCCUAUGAGUUUCUCAUGCACGGCAUCCUGUCGUUAUCCGCACUCCAUCUGUCAUAUGUCAAGCCCGAAAAACAUAGUCAUUACCUCACCAGCUCCACUUUCCACAUGGCCCUAGGACUCCAAACUUUCCGAACUAUACUUCGCAAGCCAACCGCGGAGAAUUGCUUUGCCCUCUUCGCAUUCUCGAGCGUCAUCAUGGUCUGGAUAUGUGGUGUCCCGACAGACUCGAAGGAUGCACAGCCCUUGAGCAGCGUGAUUGAGAUGUUUAAUCUCUCCCGUGGUAUAACUUCCCUCCUUGAGUUUUUUCCCUUAAUUCAGAAGUCUUGUCUUGGGCCACUGUUCUCUCAAGACUGGAGCGAGAAAGUGGACACACCACUCCGUCUCUUCCAUGGCCUUAAUGACCAAAUCAAUAGACUCAGGUAUCGGCUCACAGUCGAAGUACUUGAAGAAGAGGAGAGAUCAAUCCUAGAGCAUGCCAUCAUUGAGCUGAAGAAAGCCUGCCAACGUAUUGAACGCGCCCACAGCCCUUCCGCCUGCGGUCUGAUUUUCAUUUGGCCGAUUACAGUCCGCAACGGGUUUGUUAGCUUGAUUGAGAAAAGGCAGCCUUUUGCCCUUGUAUUGCUUGCUUGCUACUGCGCACAGCUACAUGUGUUCCGGCGUUUUUGGGUUAUGGAAAGCCGUGCAGAAUCGCUGCUAUCCGAGGUCUUGGCGGUUAUGCCACCUGGGUACGCAGAUCUUUUAGACUGGCCGCGGCAAUUCUGUUUGCAUGGUCCCGAUAUGGAGAGAUGGUGUGUCCUUCAUCCAAAAGUCCACCCUGAAGCAUUGCUCCCUGCGACCAAUCUGAAAAUGAGAAUCUCCAUCAUCUCGGCGGCUAUUACAGCAUGCUGUCUAUUUAUAAUAGGAUGCGGCAUCUUACUCUACAACAACACGCGGGUCCCACCGGAAGCGGUGGACCGGCAUGCCUACUGCGCUGACUGCAUUAACUAUGCAAGCCGCGUAGAUGAUAUGAUCCGUCGUGGCAAUAAUGUCCGGGGAAACAAAUCGUUCUUCAAAUACGCUUCGGACGUAUCGUGUCGGGGCCAGCUGCUGAUUAGCAAGCGGUGUCUACGGUAUCGCCGGGCGUUCCUUGACAACCCGGAUAGGUUUAUGUUCGAUAUUGAAGUUCCAUCUCAGGCUUGUAUUGCUAUCAAAGCUUGCUAG